Solea solea (common sole) is the source of this 3078-nucleotide messenger RNA. It is a transcript of the gene tmc8, whose product is annotated as transmembrane channel-like 8. The transcript is spliced from 16 exons. Gene Ontology annotation, cellular component: plasma membrane. The record is from RefSeq and is a predicted model, not a curated record. Bases 164 to 2338 code for a protein of 724 amino acids. Lineage: Eukaryota; Metazoa; Chordata; Actinopteri; Pleuronectiformes; Soleidae. Gene Ontology annotation, molecular function: mechanosensitive monoatomic ion channel activity.
GUGUGGACAGACCUAACAUGUGCCGCACAUGUCAGAGAGAGGCGUAAGGAACAACACAAACCAUAGAAUGGCUGCUCAGAGGUCCUUCACUUGAGUGAGGUGCAGUAUUUUGGUGCAAAUUGCGUUAGUCUCUUUAGAACCAUAGGUUGCGCCUUGGGUGGAGAUGAGCGAUAACUUGUGUGAAGAGAGAAGGCUGGGUGUCGUUAAAGAGGAAGUUCAAGGAGGUGAAAAAAUGGAGGAGCAGCGUACUGUCAACUUCAUGAGACUCUUAUCAGACGAGAGCACUCACUCCACCCUGUCUGAAGACUCCUGUGAGUACUAUCAGACAGAGAUAUUUGAUCAGCUGCCCAGCAUCCAGGCAUGCCGGCCUGGGCAGCGCACACAGGGCUUUUUGGAAGUCUGCGAGGCCAAGCGGGACAACACAGAGCCGGGGGAGAAGCUCCGCAAUCGCCACCUGUCCAGAGGAUCCAGAGACAAGGAGCCUAUGCAGCCACUCAGGAAUUUGGCCUUAUGUAUUCAGGCGAAGCAAAGUGCCAGGAUUCAGAGGAAGAUGCAAAUUAGCAAUAUUGGAUUUUGGGAGUCCUGGAGGCGGAGCCAGAGAAUAAACAGGCGGAGGGUUUGGGAGCAGAUGGGAGGAGCUCUGUCAGGCAUAUUGCCAUGGCAGCACAUGCUCCAUGCCAUCGAAGGCAGGUUUGGAGUUGGCGUGAAGGCCUAUUUUGUUUUCCUGAGAUAUCUGAUUUACUUAAACCUCCUGCACUGUGCUCUGGUCUGGGGUUUCAUCCUGGGGCCGACAACAUUUUAUGGCAGGAGCAAUGGCAGUGAACCUUUGAGAUUUGGAGGCAAUGAUUCCGUCUUAGAUUUCUUCCUGGGAAAGGGCUAUGUGGAUCGUUCUCCGGUCUUCUAUGGUUUUUAUACACGAGGCUCGCUGAAUCUGUCGUGUUUAAACACACCCCUGCUGUACCUCACUGGAAUCCUCACCAUCCUCUUCCUCAGUCUCAUCAUGGUGGUUCGGAGAACCACAGUUGGCUUCAAGCACAGGUGGAUGCUCGGGAAGCGUUACAGCAUGAAUGUGAGCUACAAGAUCUUCUGUGGCUGGGACUUCACCAUCCUGGACCCGGCUGCAGCGACUCUCAAACAGAGCUUCAUCAGGAAUGACCUCAAGCUUUUUUUGGAAGAGCAGAGUUUCUCCUUGCGAGAAGCUCAGAGGACACUCGGACAGAAAGUGCGUCUCUACCUGCUCAGGUUAAUCCUCAACGUGCUUGUUCUGUCUCUGCUGGGUGGAGCCUUCUCCCUCAUCUUCUAUGCCACGGAGACGUCGCUGAACGAGAGUGGUCACCACUGGCUGGUCAGUCUGUUCCUCCAGUAUCUUGCUCCCAUCACCAUCGCCUUCGUCAACCUGCUCCUCCCUCACGUCUUCCGCAAGAUCUCGUCUUUUGAAGACUACUCUUUCACCGUGCAGGUGAACACCACGCUGGUGAGGAGCAUCUUCUUGAAGCUGGCCUCACUGGGAAUCUACUUGUUUUUCCUUUUCAAAACCACAAAAGAAGAUCAGCAUCACUGCAGGGAGAACCAGUUUGGCAGAGAGGUGUACAAGCUUUGCAUUUUCAACUUCCUUGCCACUUUCUGCACUGCCUUUCUUCUCAACUACCCCAGGAAGCUGGUGCAGGAGAAGUACCCCACGUCCUUGCUGUCCCGGUUGUCUGGGAAACAACACUUUCUGAUCCCUUUCAACGUGUUGGAUGUGGUGUACAGUCAGACUGUGUCCUGGGUGGGAAUCUACUACUGCCCUCUGCUGCCUCUCAUAGGAACUGUCACACUGGUGGCCACAUUCUACAUCAAAAAGUUCACUGUCCUGCGAUGCUGUGUCGCAGAGGACAGAAUGUUUCGAGCGUCCACGUCCUCGGUGUUAUUCCACUUCAUGCUGCUGCUCGGUCUCAUCAUGGCUGCAACCACAGUGGGCGUCGACCUCUAUCAGCAAGAUGCCACACUGAACAGAAUGUGCUCCCGUGGUCCAUUUGGAAAUGGAGAAACGGUGUUUAAUGUUGCCGGAGUGUGUGUCGAUAGUCUACCGAGCCUUGCAAGGAGCACCCUCCGCUACCUGGCCUCUGAGGCCUUUGCCCUGCCGCUCAUACUCGCUGAAAUAAUAAUCUUAACCUCAUAUGUGUCACGGGGACGAGCCAAUCAGAAGGCCAUCGAGAGACUGAAAGACAUGCUGGUGAUGAGUAGUUCAGACAAGCGUUUCCUGGUGAAACAGCACACGACGCUGCUCAGGCGUCACGGGGACAAGCGCAGGGCGCGUGCUGCAGCCGCCGGGGAGGACAGCGUCGUCAGUGGCUGAAAAGUGACAUUGUCACAGAAGAAAAUGACUUCCUCUCAAGACAGAGCCUGGCUCGUCUGACCACAGCAUGAGCUGCCUGUAAAUAAAUACAUCAAAAAAGUCUCACUUUUAGAGUUAUAUGAGACACGGUGAUGCUAAGAGUACAGUUGUUAUGCUCUAAUCCAGGCACGUCCACAGUUCGGCUGUUUUAUAAUGUAUUAUUUAUGGCCCGGUCCCAGGUUGGCAACCCGGCCAUGACACACAGAUUCAGGCAUUCACCUCCUAUGAUGUUAUUAUGAUAUUUGACUCCAGAUGUGUGAGAAAGGCAGGAUUUCUUUUCAUGUGUUCACUCCUGCGUGGCUUAGAUUUGGUUACAUUGCCAUUUCAAAAUGAUAAUGGUUGCGAUGAAAAUAAAAAAAUAUUAUAAAACAGUACAUUUGUGCGGGUCUGAAGGGACCAUUGGCCCCCGGGAAUCUUCACAAACGUUUGGACACCUAUACUCUAAUCCAAAAACCAGAGUGCUCGGAAAAACUUCACUAAAAACCAGUACUUGAACCGGGUACCGUCUUGCUGUGAGGCAACAGUGCUAACCACAAUCCCACACAUAAACAUCAUUGAAAAAGAUUCCUGCAUCAACUUGUUUUAAACGGGCCGAGGUCUUACCAGGUCUUGUAAAGAGGGGUGAAGGAAAAAGAUGUCAAGUGAAACUGCUGAAUUUCCUGAAGAUCUUUUGUGAAAAUUAAAAACCUACUUGGAACUUC